AUGGCAAACAGGAGACGUACAUACUCGGUCGCAGACGUGCAGGCUUCAGAAAUAGACCAUUCCAUCACAAAGCAGAUAGAAAGCCUGGAAACAGAGAUGGAGCUCAGGAGUGCCCAGAUAGCAGAUCUGCAGCAGAAGCUAUUGGAUGCCGACAAUGGAGACCGGGUGAAGCAACGCUGGGAAACUAUUGCAACUAUUCUAGAGGCAAAGUGUGCCCUGAAAUACCUAAUUGGAGAGCUGGUUUCCUCCAAAGUGGAGGAAAGCAAACUUCACAGCAGCCUGGAACAGAGCAAAGCUAAUUGUGCAGAUAUGCAGAAAAUGUUGCUUGAAGAGCGAAACCAGGUGGCAGAUAUAGAGGCUGAGCUCCAAAGUCAGUUGGUGAUGCAGGAGCAGCAACAUCAGGAAAAGGAUGAAGAGCUUGAGAAAAUGAGGGAACUUUGUGAGAAGAACCAAGAGCUUCUCCAGGAGAAUGAGUCCCUCAAACAGAAAUUAAUACUCCACCAAAUUGCCAGCGGACAGAAGCUCCGACACAUUCAGCAAAUGCCGACUCAGUCCCCAGAUUCUCCCUUUGAUUAUAUUCCACCCAAGCCAAAGAUUCGCCGUCAGACAACUGCAAAACCCCGUGCACAGACCCCAGAAAUGGAUGUGCAAGAGCUGUUCUCUGAAUCCGAGGAGUCUGGAGGGGAGAUGGAAGAUGCAGAGUGGGUGCCGAUAAAAGCAGCCAAAGGAUCCAAGAAAAGCCUAUCAGGGAACCAGUUGCCUUAUAACAUGUGCCCGGAACUCCUUCCUGUCCUUCUCGUGCCCUGGUCGAUGAAGGUGCAGCGGCGGCUAAAGCGGCGCUUCAGGCGGCCUCCGAUGUGGCGGACGCAGCCGCCCCUUCGAUGGCUGCGGCUGUCUCCAUGA
Messenger RNA from Emys orbicularis (European pond turtle), 903 nucleotides. Its product is annotated as chromosome-associated kinesin KIF4-like. The transcript has 8 exons. The record is from RefSeq and is a predicted model, not a curated record. Lineage: Eukaryota; Metazoa; Chordata; Testudines; Emydidae. The coding region runs from base 1 to 903 and encodes 300 amino acids.